AUGCAUCCCAUCGUUCUUCUCUUUGUCAUUUCUCUGCUUCACGCAUAUGAAGCCCGAGGCUCUUACACUGGGACUCCUGUAUUUGUGCAGAAGGGGAAGGAUCUGCUUCUACACGUCACGGCUCCUGUUAAAUUAUUUAAACGGAGUGAAUUUAAAUGGCAAUUUAAUGAUUCAAUCAUACUAAGAUUAUUUCCUGAUAACGAAACAAAAAUAAUUGACCCCUAUCAUGGAAGGGUCGAAUUUUUUCUCCAAAAUUACUCCUUUCUUUUGAAGAAUGUGCAACAAGCCGACAGUGGAAGUUACACUGCAGCUGUUUUCGGGAAUGAUAUCACUUAUGUGGGUAAAUACAGCGUCACAGUUCAAGAUCCAGUGUCUCUGGUUAAUGGUACAGUGGACUUUCUCUCCUCCAGCUCCAACUCCUGUAACCUCACAGUGACCUGCAGCACACAGGACUCCCAUCGCAUCAACAGCACUUUUAGAUGUGACAACAACACCUGCAGCCAGGAGGACGGAGAAGAGAGGUCAAAGGUCACAACAUCUGGCUCCUCCCUCCGUGUCUACCUGUCCGAAACCUUCUCAGUUAUCUGUAGCCAUAGCAACCAGGUCAGCUCGGACGAGGACAUAACAAUGAUUAGAGACUUUUGUUUCUUAAAUCCCGGUAAGUGCCCGACAACACAAGCAGCUGAUAACUUUGUUUUAUAGAUUUUAUUAUUGACUUAACACAACCAUGUUUCUAUGUAUCAUACUGUGAGGCAUCUUGAUUCAUCUGAUAUUGGUUUUCUGGUAGUUUUCAGAGCCUGAUUGGUGGUUUAGGUCGUUGUGCUUUCGCCGGACACGCCCCCAAACACCUGAAUGACCAGUUGACAUUAGACUUUCUACAA
Messenger RNA from Limanda limanda (common dab), 881 nucleotides. RefSeq names its product SLAM family member 5-like. The record is from RefSeq and is a predicted model, not a curated record. The transcript has 3 exons. NCBI's taxonomy places the organism in Eukaryota, Metazoa, Chordata, Actinopteri, Pleuronectiformes, Pleuronectidae. The coding region runs from base 1 to 702 and encodes 233 amino acids.